AUGGAGGAACUCUGUUACAGCUUGGAGCAGACUGACUCCACUCCCGAGUUUUUGUUCUGGGACCAGGUAGAUCCCAGCGCUCAGCUGGAUAACUUCCUAACGGACUGCUCCUCCCUGGCAGACCAACUCUUGCCUUGGCCCUCCCCUGUGGUGCCCGGCGCAGCAGGGGGUGCUGAAGCGGACAGCUCCCCUCCGCCGCCCGCGCCGGGCCCCGCCGCCCUGCCGCCCCCUGCGCCCCGCCGCCAGCGGCAGGCCGCCAACGUCCGCGAGAGGAAGAGGAUGCUCAGCAUCAACUCGGCCUUCGACCAGCUCCGCUGCCACGUACCCACCUUCCCAUAUGAGAGGCGCCUGUCCAAAAUUGACACGCUCCGGCUGGCCAUCGCCUACAUCGCUCUCCUCAGCGAGAUCCUCCUCUCUGGCUGCGAUCCCAGAUCCUACGUGGAGAGAUGCCUGAAGAGCGGUGUGCAAACCCAACAGCAGGCAACCUGGAAUACAAGCGAUCUAACAGCCCGCCUGUCUUGGGUGAAGUGGGAUUAAGCAGUACUCAAAAGAAAGAUCUUUAAAGGCAGCAUCUUGCAGAACCCGAGGACCUAACUGCUGCGUACUGGCUGUCAGAUUCCCAGUACUGCAAGUCAAAGCAUGGCACUUGCAACUUUGCAGAUUGUCUCUCACUGCAUGUCCAGCAUGCAGCCUCUUUUGGUAUU
This is a messenger RNA of Pogoniulus pusillus (Red-fronted tinkerbird), 704 nucleotides long. Its product is annotated as helix-loop-helix protein 13-like. Gene Ontology annotation, biological process: regulation of transcription by RNA polymerase II; developmental process. Gene Ontology annotation, molecular function: protein dimerization activity; RNA polymerase II transcription regulatory region sequence-specific DNA binding; DNA-binding transcription factor activity, RNA polymerase II-specific. The transcript is spliced from 2 exons. Lineage: Eukaryota; Metazoa; Chordata; Aves; Piciformes; Lybiidae. The record is from RefSeq and is a predicted model, not a curated record. The coding region runs from base 1 to 537 and encodes 178 amino acids.